Molecule: messenger RNA, 1085 nt
Organism: Cuscuta europaea
Lineage: Eukaryota; Viridiplantae; Streptophyta; Magnoliopsida; Solanales; Convolvulaceae
Source: the annotation of a GenBank genome assembly
CGGUCAAAUAGAUAGGGCACUACAUAAUCUCAAACAAGUUUCACUUCUCCACAAAACAAAUCGAAUAUCUAAAUAAUCAUGUGUGUGAUUAUAGUCCAAUUUUUUCGUACGGUCACUAACAAGUAUUGCAUUUAAGAACAUAUUAUGAGAACUACAUACUUCCUCCGUCCCUAAAUGUUCUUCCAAAUUAAAGUGGCACGGUGAUUAAGAAAGUGAGAAUUGUGUGGUGGAGAGUUGUGCAGAGGAGAGAGAAAUGUUGUGAACCACAAAUUCUUUGCCAAAAAGGGAAAGUGAAGUUCUUUUUUGGACGGACGAAAAGGAAAAGUUGAAUCCCAUGUGUUCCUUGAGAUUAUCUGCAGAUAAAUCAGCUGUGUCACUUGGAGAAAAAUCAUUGACAUUACUGAAUCCCAUGUGUUCCUUAUUAGAAAAUAGCUUCAUUGUUUUAGGCCCUUCCUCCCUCAGGACCUUUGAGAACAAUAGAGUGAAGUUUAACAACUUGAUUAAAUGUUAUGUAAAUCAGAAGCUGCUCAUCAGCAUCACUCACAAGAUUCACACCCUCAUCUUCUCUGUUCAGGUUAAGGCAUUCAACUCCAGACCAGUCGAUGUAGUCCAGCAAAUCAACUUGGCCUUUCGGAAUAGCAGAGGCGGACUCGGCUGACAUUUUUAAUGAAUGGAAAAGCAAGGCGCAAGAGAGAAAGGCACAUGAAAAAGAGCAAAUGUUCAAAAUAACUUCCGUGUUAUUCCAUAGGAGUAAAAAGAUAUAUCCUUAAUGAAAUGUUUAAUCUAUUUAUUUAAAACGAAAAAAUAGGAUAAUACGUAGGAAUGUUUUGUACGCAACUUAACAAUUGAUUAACAAUUCUCUUGCGCAGACUACCACUACCAAAGUUGCUGACGACACCACCCACAGUCGGCACCGUUCGCCGCCGCCAGAAGUUGCAAACUCGAGUCACACAAAAGGGCAAACAACAAUUAGUGCAACGCCUGGUGACAUGACAUUGUAUGUCCAAAGAUCAAGCAACUUGGGAGGAUCACUUUGUAGGAGAUCGAAAUACACAAAGAAAAAGGCAGUAGAAGGGAAAUCACAA